Molecule: messenger RNA, 1893 nt
Organism: Castor canadensis (American beaver)
Lineage: Eukaryota; Metazoa; Chordata; Mammalia; Rodentia; Castoridae
Source: RefSeq, a predicted model, not a curated record
ACAUCCUGGGUGGCUUCUUGUCCGCCGUCAGCAAAGCAGGGACAACAUGGAAGUGUAUUUCAGUUACUAACUGAUCUGAAAGAGCAGCGUAAAGAAAGUGGGAAGAAUAAGCACAGUGCUGGCCAACAGAACUUGAACUCCAUCACCUAUGAAACAUUAAAGUACAUAUCAAAAACACCAUGCAGGCACCAGAGUCCUGAGGUUGUCAGAGAAUUUCUCACAGCAAUGAAGAGCCACAAGUUGACCAAAGCUGAAAAGCUUCAGCUGCUGAAUCACAGACCUAUGACUGCUGUUGAGAUCCAGCUGAUGGUGGAAGAGAGUGAAGAAAGGCUCACGGAGGAGCAGAUUGAAGCUCUCCUCCACACUGUCAUGAGCAUCCUCCCUGCAGGGCCUGAGGCUGAGCAGAAGAAAAACACCAAUGAUGACGUGGCAAUGGAUGAAGAGGACCCAGCGUAGAAGAAUGCAUCUGGCCCAGGCCUUCAUGAAGUUAAAAGGCCCUGUGGCCAUCUCCUGGACAUUCAGAGGGUGGUUACUUGACUUACCCUGUAUCCUAACAGGCCCAAUUUCAUGCUUAGUUGGGAAAAUCACAGAAAUGAGCUGAAAAGAAAUAUUUGUGCCUCAGGGAGAAGAAACAUGGUGAAGGGAGGCUGAAGUGGUCAGGGCAGGAAGCUGACAAAGAGAGGACAAUGACUGUGGACCCUCUAGGAAGAAGCACUUCUGUGGCCUUUGCCACAGCCGUGGGGAGGUCUGUGUACACAGAUGACAGAAUACUUUUAAUUGGUUUCAUCUGCUUUCCCAGGAGCUUCCCAAGCAGGGGCUCAGAGUGCUGUGGUUACAAGAGUCUCCUUAGAUGGCUGCAAGCUCCCAGAGCAGCAAAUAGUUCUCUAGGUCAAAUGAACCACUGACCUUGGCUCACCUCAAGAAAUUUUCUUGAGAGUAGCUAUAAGAAAAGGAGAUGAGGAAGAAUGGACCCAGCCAACCUUCCUGGAGUCUAAAGGCUCCUUUCUCCUCUCCUCUGUUGGUAUAAGUUUGUUUACUGGCUUCCUAAUUAGCCUUAAAUGUUAGAGGCCAGCAGAGGAGGCACUGCAGACUGAGUGACAACAGCAAUAGAAAUACAUGCUGGCUGGCUUCUGGCACCGUGGUUUCCUGUCCUGAGAAACAGCAGCCCAGGGCAGGCGAUGCCUGCAGAGACCAGGUGAGCUGCCUUUGUACCUUUAGGGGGGCACAGUUAAGUCACUUCUUGUGAACAAACUAGAGAUUGGUUAUAGAAAUUUGAAUUUACAGUUUCAAGGUUGCAUCAGUUUUUUAUUUUAAAUUAUGAAGAUGAUUACCACAUGAAGACCUUCUUAAUAUUCAGCCUUUGCAAAGUUUAAAAGUUCCACACAUGGUUACCAUAGGUCCUCAGAAUACCACCAAAAUCUGACUUCCUUCAUUGUUCCCUGCUUGGGGAAGACAGUGCCCAUAUACAUUUCUUUCCCCAGUGGAUGCUCAUCUUGUAAGAUUAUUUGUUGUCAGUGCUGUUAUGACUUGAGUUACUUCUGACCCCCUGUAACAGCCAGGAUUUUUCAAAUCCCACCCCACCCUACAAGCAGUUGGCUGUAGCUGUGCCCACCUUAACUGUACCAUUUGAGGAGCAGCGGGAAUCUGUUUACAGGCAACUUAGUUUUUCAGUGGUGUUGUUGGGGGAUUUGAAUUCAAGGCCUCACACUAUGAGGCAGGCACUUUACCAGCUCAUGUUCUCUUUUUAACCUAAGAGCUGGAUGGUUUUUCUUGAUGGAUGUGGAGUUUAGGUUAAUGAUAGUUUCCAGAUGAUUGCCAGCUUGUGACAUUUUACAAAUCCUUGAAGAGGUUGUAUUAUCAUAGAUGGAGAGAAAUAAAAGUAAACUCCGACUU